AUGGGUUUCGACCUGGAGAAGAGUGCAAGGACGAGCUGCGAGAGAUGCAUCCCGAAGAGUUGUUGUCCGUAUGGUGGGUGUUGUGGGGCUCCGUCAUUGGCAACUACUGGAUUGAGGUCUCCUAUUGCCCGAUCGCUUUUGCUGGCUCCAUCCAGGGAAGUGGUGCACGGUGCUAGAGUGGGGGAGAUUGCUCUUGUGCAACCAGUCGCUGAGCAACAUUAUCGCAGUGAAAGUUGCCUCUGCAUAGCAUUGCAUGCUAUACCGCAUAACAUGCUAGUGACUGAUGUUCUGAGUAACUUCAGAGGGCGCCACCUUUUUAUCCCUGAUGCGAAAGCCGUCAUCGCAAAUGUGGAGCAGUUUUUGGCAAAACUGAAAGAACAUCUCGGGGCCACAGCACGUGAAACCGUUCGAAUCACAGAAAUAACUGCCACGGCAUGCGUGUGA
This is a messenger RNA of Cooperia oncophora, 444 nucleotides long. Lineage: Eukaryota; Metazoa; Nematoda; Chromadorea; Rhabditida; Trichostrongylidae. The record is from the annotation of a GenBank genome assembly.